Molecule: messenger RNA, 360 nt
Organism: Paramecium sonneborni
Lineage: Eukaryota; Ciliophora; Oligohymenophorea; Peniculida; Parameciidae
Source: the annotation of a GenBank genome assembly
AUGAGCUAAAAAAUUCAAAAAACCUAAUUACAAAUUCUUUCGAAAUCUAAACCAAUGAGAGUUAAAGAAGGGCAUGAUGAGAUGAAUAUUUUUGAUUCUUACGUCAAAACGUAUACUGAGGAAAGAGACGUUAAUCCUAAACUAAUAAAUGAUUAAAAAUAACCACAGAGAAAAUAGUCCGAAAGAAAUUGUUAAUCAGUCAAAAAAAAAGAGAUGACAACUCAAUAGCUAAAAAAAAGGCAAUCAUAAUCUGCACAUCCUAGUUCAGCUGUCAAAGUUCAAUUUCAAACUCCUUUAUAAAAUAGAACACAUCGAAAAUUUCAAAAAACACCAUUCCCAAAAAUUGAUUAUAUUUAAUGA